AUGACCGACCAGCCAACUUCUAGCACCCGCAUCGGAUACCCGGCCACAACUGCCGCACGUGUGCUUGGACCGGCGGUUCCAGCUGCAGUGGUGGCAGGGCGGUGGCCCUCGAGAGGUAGUAUAGGGCACCCGGAGCUGUGUCAGCGCGGAUGCAUCAAGCAUGCCGCAGGACAGUGCGCGGCCGGCGCUGCUUGCGACUUCUGCCACUUCAGGCAUGCGCGAGACUACAAGCUCGAAAGAACAGAUCGGCAGCUGCUUAGACGCCUAUCUCGGUUCAACCUUCUACGAAUCACAUUGACACUGCUCGAGCGCCGUAUCGGAGCAAGGAGGGCCCAAGCAGCGGCAAUUUUCCAG
This is a messenger RNA of Symbiodinium pilosum, 354 nucleotides long. NCBI's taxonomy places the organism in Eukaryota, Dinophyceae, Suessiales, Symbiodiniaceae. The record is from the annotation of a GenBank genome assembly.